This is a messenger RNA of Colletotrichum siamense, 2019 nucleotides long. It is a transcript of the gene prtT-0, whose product is annotated as Transcriptional activator of proteases prtT. Gene Ontology annotation, biological process: DNA-templated transcription; regulation of DNA-templated transcription. Gene Ontology annotation, cellular component: nucleus. The record is from RefSeq and is a predicted model, not a curated record. Lineage: Eukaryota; Fungi; Ascomycota; Sordariomycetes; Glomerellales; Glomerellaceae. Bases 1 to 2019 code for a protein of 672 amino acids. Gene Ontology annotation, molecular function: zinc ion binding; transcription cis-regulatory region binding; DNA-binding transcription factor activity, RNA polymerase II-specific. The transcript has 5 exons.
AUGUCGAAACGCAGCUGGUCUGAUGCCAAUGAAGGCAUGGAGUUCAUGACGUUAUUGACUGCUGGUAAUGGGGAAGGAUCUUUUCCGCAAAUAUCCCGGAAAAUAAAGGCUUGUGCAGCAUGCCGCAAACACAAGAUCAAAUGCUUGAUGGAUGAUAGCGGUCCACCCUGUCGUCGGUGCUCCGAACGCAAUCUGGGUUGUGUUCUUGGCAAAAACUUACAGAGCAUCAUUGAUGAGAAGACACAAUACAACGAGGCUGUCCUGCAAGAUAUCGAAAGUCUCCACGCCACACUUAAGGAGAUCGCGAAGAAGGUUGGCGCAUCAGAACCUGCUGCGCUUCAGAGCACAACAUUACGAAACUCAACAGACUCUCCUUCACAAAAUGGGCGGCCAGCAUCAACCACAAAUGGCAAUGGCUACCGUCUUGGUGUAUCAGGGCAGGACAACCAUGGUCCCUCUUGCGACAAUUCCCCCAAGAUCUCUCCCGAAGACGAGAAUCUCCCUCACGUACCGAUCCACUCACUCUACGCCCUCACCAAACUACGAGCCCUAAGAUCUCCGGAUGCUCCUGAGGGACACUCAAGUCCUGCUCUUGAUGACUUCAUCGCCCGAGGUGCUAUUCGGCUCGACGAUGCCGAACGGCUUUUCCGUCUCUACCGCGAUCGGCUCGACCCUUUCAUGUACGGGGUUGGUUGCAAGUAUCAGCAGCUUGACGAACUGCGACGAAGGAGCUCGAUUCUCACCGCCGCAACUCUCACAGUUGCCGCUCUCCAUGACCCACAAGCAAACGGGAUAUAUGGUGUAUGCAGCUCAGAGUUCCGUCGCCUGACGGAAAGGUCAAUGUUUGACCGUCGUGUAGACCGAGACUAUCUUCGAGCCAUGUGUGUUGCGUCGUACUGGCUAAGCGAUGUGUCAUGGAUGUUGUCAGGCUACGCCAUCCGGCGAGCAGCCGAAUGCAACCUGCACAACAGCUAUACCCGCGCUAUCGAGGAGAAGAGUGAGGAAGCUGCUGAUGGAGCAAGAUUGUGGUAUAUCCUCAAUGUUUGCGACCAGCACCUGGCCACGCUGUACGGGAGGCCAGCAAUUGUCCAAGAAGACUCAUCGAUGCAACAGUGGGAGAGCUUCUUAGCGUCCCCAGUAUCGAACGAACAGGACAAACGUCUUGCAAGUCAAGUGGCACUCUUAGGCAUCAUAGGCAGCAUCCGAGAGUUGUUCGGUCCGGACAAGGGGCAACCGACACCGAGAUCAUAUGUCCAUCAGAUCACGCAGUUCAAUAAGGAACUUGACCAUUGGUUGAAGCAUUGGUCUGAGACGUUGCCAGAAGAGUCAGAAAACAUUGGCCGCUUUCCACGAAAAGGUGCCAAGUUGCAUUUCCACUUUGCAAAACUUCAUCUCUACUCGCACAUCUUUCGUGGGCUGUCCGGAGAUAACCCAAUUCCCUACCACUUCCUCGACUGCGCAGCAACAGCCAUCUCCGUCGCGACCUCAACCAUCAACUUCAUCUUGACUGACCCGGAUGUUGCUGCUGGCGUGAUAGGCAUGCCUUCGUAUCUUCACUGCAUGACUGCCUUCGCAUGCAUGUUUCUCAUCAAGGUGGCCGUCAAGUAUGGUGGGGAUCUGAUAGAGCCUGACCGCGUCUGGGACUUGACCACAAGUCUCGUGAGACAUUUCCGGUCUUUGCCAGCUGGUAAGUGGCACCUUGCAAAUCUCAUGGCGCCAGGUCUCGAGCGGAUGGCGGCAACGUUGAAGCGUAGCCAGAAUGGUUCCUUGGCUCACUUACACGACGCACUGACUGCAUCCAACGGCGUCAAUGGGACAAUCGAUCCACAGCUGAUGCCACCGAGCACUGAUGGGACAUUCAUCGGCUCUGAGGGGGAAUUCUUCUUUGACUAUGACAUGAGUUUUGGCUUAUCGCCAGUGUUCAACUUCGACUUGUCAUCGUUGAACCCCGAAAGUUCCACCUUGCAGGCUCAAGACUUCACCAAUGUCGAGUAUCAGAUGUCAAGACCCAACACAUGA